Calypte anna (Anna's hummingbird) is the source of this 2716-nucleotide messenger RNA. RefSeq names its product centrosomal protein 95 (gene CEP95). Gene Ontology annotation, cellular component: centrosome; spindle pole. NCBI's taxonomy places the organism in Eukaryota, Metazoa, Chordata, Aves, Apodiformes, Trochilidae. The coding region runs from base 55 to 2679 and encodes 874 amino acids. The transcript has 22 exons. The record is from RefSeq and is a predicted model, not a curated record.
CCCUGAGAGGCCGUUUAAAUCCCCGGUGUCGGUUGGUGCGUGAGGCGCCGCGCCAUGGGCAGCGCUGAGGACAGAGACUGGGUUGCUGUAGCCAAUGAUCUUUUAAGGAGCUGUCACAUAAACCAGCACAUAAAGCAUCUCUCUGAGUGUGGUGCUGAUGUGUUUGUUCAUCUUUAUGAGUCAAUCUUAGGAGAAAAAGUACCAGAUCUCAUAGCUAAACCUAGAAGCCAGGAGGAUGAUGCACACAAUGUACAAGCAGUCAUAGAUUCCCUGGCAUUGGACUAUUUGCAGAUCAGCUUGUCACACAUCACUGGUGAGAACAUUGUGAAAGGAGAAAGGCAAUCUAUCAGAAACCUCCUUGAAGUAUUUGAUGGUUUGUUAGAGUAUCUUACAGAAGAAGCCAGUGAAUCUUCUCAGAAUGGAGGUGAGGCAAAUGUGCCAUCCAGUAAUGAAACUCAACUUGCUUCUGAAGAGCAGCUGGAAAGCAGAGCAGGUGAACUUAAACAACCUUCCAGAUUCUCAUCAGCUGAAGGGUCCCAGUCAGAAUUUUGUGAUCCAUCUUCUGAUGUAGAUGGAUCAGAAUCUACCAGUGAAUUAAUCAGACUUGGAGAGACUGCUCAUUCUUUUUCCAUGAGAGAGGAUGCACCACUUCUAGAAUUCCAGUUGCCUGAAUUCUUAGCAGCAGAAAAGGACAAGGGAAUGGAAGAAUCUGAGAACUCAGAGGCUAUUGGAACAUUACCUGGACAGUUCUCUAAAACUAAAAGAGCUGUUAUCAAGGAAAAGGCAGCUGGAUCAAUCAGGUCUGUUCAUGAUACUGGACCUCAAAGAGAGAGUUGGAGUGCCAGUGCUGUAAGACUUGGGGAGCCUAUACAGCAAGCUAUUCCUUUGCUACCACCAUUCCAGCCUUCAGAAGCCAGACCUCAUUAUCCUGGAUGGAGAGAUUAUCAGAGCCCAGCCAGCCAGUCAGCAACUUUGGCUGACAAUGGAGUGAAAAUUCCUCUUGAACAGUUACUUACAGAAGAAUCUGAAGAUGUUUCUGAUAGCCAUCCUCUAGCAAGGAAAAUCCCUGGGCAAGACAAGGAGCUAGCAAGUGAUGCUGAGGACAGUGUGGCACAGGUUCCUCCAACUCACACAUCUGCUUCUUUACAUGAAAAAACAUCCCUACAUGCUGAACAAGUAACACAAACUCCAAGACCUGAACUUAGAUAUGUGCCAAGACAGAAAAGCAGAUAUGAGCUUUCUCUCCCAGAUUCACUUGAAGAGUCUUUUCCUCACAGAACAACAAAGGAAAAGCUGUUGGAGCAAGAGCUCCAUGAAGUGUCUGACAAACUCUGCCGUAGGUUAAAAGAACUUGAUCUAAUGUUAAAGAGAGCUCUGGGUGAGCAUCCCAGAGAAGAAGAGUGGACAGAUGAAGACAGUCUGACUCAGCACAGUGACAGUGGCAUGGAAUACUGCAGAAGGAAAGCUGAGCAAGAAACACCACACAUGAGGUACCCAAGAAGGCCACGAUCCCUUUCUCCAUCCUCACCCUUAUCUCAGCAUCAAUUCCUUUCUGAAUUAGAAGACAAACCUUGCUGUAAAGGCCAAACGUGGGGAUUACGCAGCCAGCUGCAAAGAGAGAGAGAUGAAAGAGCAAAGAGAACAAAGAUAGUUGCUAAAACUUAUGAAGAUGAACUAAGAAUUUAUGAAUCUAAGGAGAAGCUUGACUUGUCUGAGCUUGGACAGCUGAUAAAGGACAUGGAACAAGAAGAAUACAAAGAAAACAUCUUUAAAGAACCUCCACGAAUGCCUCAGCCAGUGAAAGAUUAUUCUAGAAAAACCACACCUCAGAAUCCCAAAUACAGCCAGUGGAUUCCAAAACGAGGAACUGUGAAGCCAAAGAAAGCUGCUCCAAUAAAAUUAAGAGAUGAUGACCUCCUACUUCAGCUACUGGAAGAGUUUCCCCACCUGCAUAUUUCUGACCAUACUAUGAAAAAAAUGUGUCAGCAGCAGCUUGCACAUACUGAACAACUUAAGGCAGCUUCUGGAAAAACUAGACCAAAACCCCAAAAUGAAGUUGAACAAGCCCUGAAGAAGUGUGAGCUUCUUGUUGCAAUUAUUAAAAAAGAUCAAGACCAUAACAAGAGACUGCAAGAAUUCAAGCAGCACAUCCACCGACAGAAAUGGGCUCAGAAUAAAGUGAGAGAAAAACGGCAGCAAGUCGCUCGAGCCAGGAAGUAUUACGAGGAUUAUCGGGUUCAGCUGCGUGCCAAGAUGAUGAGGGCAAGGACAAGGGAAGAAAGGAUAUUUAAACACCUGUUUGAAGAAGGCUUAGAAAUUCAGAAGCAAAGACUGAAGAACCUAAGAGAAUAUGCUCAAGAGAAGCGUGCUGAGCAAAGGAGAGAGCAUCAAAAUGUGUUGGAGUCUAUGGAGAAAUAUUACAAAGAUCAGUUUUCCAUGCUAGCAGAAGCUUUGUACCAAGAACGCCAAGAAAUCCAAGCCAGAAAGAAGGCACAAGCACAAAUGCUACAGAAGACAAAAAGAGAAUUGAGAUCAAAGAUGGAGAAGGAAAUACAGGAACUGCAAGCAGCAAUCAUACAAAGUGAUGAUGACACCUUUUUUCGAGAACUUGAAGCAGACAGACUGAAAUCCAGACUUCAGAUGGCUUCCUUUCAGUAUAGCAAAGGCCACUUCUUGUAAGACUUACAGUAAAUAUCUGCAGCUCUCUGGCUAAGAU